Molecule: messenger RNA, 1783 nt
Organism: Talaromyces proteolyticus
Lineage: Eukaryota; Fungi; Ascomycota; Eurotiomycetes; Eurotiales; Trichocomaceae
Product: nuclear protein SNF4
Exons: 6
Coding region: 309-1547 (412 amino acids)
Source: RefSeq, a predicted model, not a curated record
CGGGGUAUUAUGAUAGCGAGGCAAUUAACCGGGCUCGGCGGCAAUGACCAGAUUGGCCUGCCCAAUUGGUAUUUUCACCAGCGUAUUUGGGCUUAAUAAAUAGCUUGAUAGCGAGGGCAAAACGAAGGACCAUUAUCAAAUACUAACCAAGAUCACAAUUCAAUAUCGACAGUCCACUAACCGGGUUAUUAACAAACUACCGGCUAUCAGGUGCUGUUGCAAUUUCGGCCUCAGGCGCACAGGCAGCAACCACCCCGCAUGCGGGCUGAGGCACCAAGGCAGCAAGGCACUCGCGCUCUCUCACGAGCAUGGCUGACCAGGACGAACAUCUGACCCCGACCUCCCCUUCCUACUCCCCCACCACGCAAGACCAAGAGUCCAGCUCUGCCGCGUCGGACAGCAUUAAUUCGAGUCACGAACGCUCCCAGAUCCCCCAUCUCGGACCCAGCAUCGGCAGUCCCAGCAGCAGCGUCGACGUCCACUCCCGCGCCGGUCACGAGAGGCACGAGAGGGGUUUUGUGCAGCCUGCCUCAUACUUGCACUUGCGCCGCCGUGGCCUUUCGCAACCAAUGGCACCCGCUCAGCCCGAACGACCCGUUGAUGUCGAGGAGCAGAUGGGCUUGCGCGCCAUCCGCAAUUUUCUAAAAGUCCGCACAAGCUACGAUGUUCUGCCCCUCAGCUUCCGCCUGAUUGUCUUCGACACAUCGCUGUCAGUCAAAGAGAGCUUGAAUAUCCUCAUACAAAAUGGAAUCGUUUCCGCUCCUCUAUGGGAUUCGUCGACGUCGACCUUUGCCGGCUUGCUCACGACGUCGGACUACAUCAACGUCAUCCAGUACUACUUCCAGAACCCGGCUACCCUAGACAGAAUUGAUCAGUUCCGGCUCAACAGUUUGAGAGAGGUGGAAAAGGCCUUGGGUGUAGCGCCUCCAGAAACCAUUUCCAUUGAUCCCGAACGACCGCUGUAUGAAGCUUGUCGCCGCAUGCUAUCGUCGCGUGCCCGCAGAAUACCGCUGGUUUCGAAUGACAGCCAAACCGAUCGAUCCCUGGUCGUCAGCGUGGUGACGCAGUAUCGCAUAUUGAAGUUUGUCGCCGUCAACGUGGGUGAGACCCAGAACUUGCGGAAACCACUGAAGGAGAUCCGCCUUGGAACGUAUCGUGAUAUUGUCACCGCGUCGAUGGAUACGCCUGUGAUUGAGGUCAUCCACAAGCUGGUCGAGCGCAGUAUAUCAAGCGUGCCCAUCGUUAACUCUGAGGGUAUCGUUUACAAUGUCUUCGAGGCUGUGGAUGUGAUCACGCUGAUCAAAGGCGGGGUGUACGAUGACCUCAACCUCAGCGUGGGAGAGGCCUUGAGGAAGCGCUCACCGGACUUCCCCGGCAUCUACACAUGCUCGGUCAACGAUGGGUUGGACACCAUCUUCGACACCAUUCGCAAAUCUCGGGUACAUCGAUUGAUCGUCGUGGACGACCACUUUAGACUCAUAGGUGUAUUGACUUUAAGUGAUAUCUUACAGUAUAUUUUACUUGAAGGUGAGCAGGACGAGUGGUAAUAAAAGGUGUACAUAGAGAUUUCUUUUGUCUUGCAUGUGGGCCGGCGUUAUUGAUGGACUGGGCAUAUACAGGCGCACAAGAUGUCUUGGUUAGAGAUUCCUAAUUUUCAGGCGUCCUGUCUGAUAUCCUAUCCGAAGGAACAUGGCAGGGCAGCGGUUGCGACUGCGUAUCAUCCGGUGUUCUCCUUUUUUAUAUAUGAAGAUAUUUGACCCUUGCUAUGCUGAAUAGACGAGAU